CAAUAUUAAGUGUUGUGAAGGUUCCAAAUGGCUAUGUUGGUAAUAUCUCACGUAACGUGUAAGUCAAGGAGAGGAUAAUAUCAGGAAUGAAGAGCCAUGAUUGUCAUAUUAUGAUGCAACAACUUCUUCCAGUCGCCUUGCGUAGUGUUUUGCCCAAGAAUGUUGGUAAAAUAUUGAUUGAGUUAUGUGAGUUCUUUCAGAAUUUAUGUAGUAAAGUUGGUUCGGAGGAGGAUUUCAAGAGGCUUGACCAAAGUGUUGUUGUCUUGAUGUGUAACCUCGAAAGGUAUUUUCCACCAGGAUUUUUUGAUGUUAUGGUGCAUUUGAUUGUUCAUUUAGCCCAAGAGGCAAGCUUGGCUGGUCUUGUACACUACCGUUGGAUGUAUCCAAUCGAAAGGUUCCUCAAGCAACUUAAAGACUAUGUUUGCAAUAGUAGUCGACAAAGGGCUCGAUAG
Molecule: messenger RNA, 452 nt
Organism: Telopea speciosissima
Lineage: Eukaryota; Viridiplantae; Streptophyta; Magnoliopsida; Proteales; Proteaceae
Exons: 2
Coding region: 87-452 (121 amino acids)
Source: RefSeq, a predicted model, not a curated record